Molecule: messenger RNA, 2406 nt
Organism: Tetrahymena thermophila SB210
Lineage: Eukaryota; Ciliophora; Oligohymenophorea; Hymenostomatida; Tetrahymenidae
Product: ubiquitin-conjugating enzyme family protein
Exons: 1
Biological process (GO): reciprocal meiotic recombination
Cellular component (GO): nucleus
Molecular function (GO): double-stranded DNA binding
Source: RefSeq, a predicted model, not a curated record
AGAAAAUUUAAAAUUAUCAAAUUUUGUAAUUAAUUAUAUUUUGUAGAAAAUAUAUUAGAAUAUAAAAAAGCUAUAAAAAAAAGAAGAAAAAAACUAAAAAUGUUAACUGCAUUAGAAAAAAUUGAUAUUUUUGGUGUUGGAAUAAACAUCAUGUUUAAUUAAUAGAACAAGCACAAGACAAGAUUUGGUGGAUUCAUUACAGUUAUUAUUGUAACGCUCCUUUCUCUUCUUUUUCUAUCUUCUAUAUAAGAAAUGAUUUACAAAACAAAUCCUUCAGUGAUUUAUGAGCAGUAAAUUGUUUCUAACCCCUCAAGAUACAAUUUAACAACAAAUAAUUUUUCGUUUAUGGUUACUCUCCUUGAUUCAACAUUUAAUCCAAUAUAUGAUGAAACAAUAUACCGAAUCGAAGGAAACUUUCUUUAUAAGCUGCCUACAAUUAAUCCAGAUGGAUCAGAAGGUACUGCUCAAUUUUAUAAUAAGGCUAUUGAAAUGGAAUUAUGCACAGAAAAGAGCUUCUAAGUUGAAAAUGCCAAAGAUUAUUUCUUAAACCUUCCAUAUCAAAAGAUGUACUGCUUUAAAAACAUAGAUGAUUUUUACUUAGUUGGAUAAUUUGAAAUGGAUAUCUUUUCUGUUAUUUAAAUUAAUGUAAUUCCUUGUGAUGAUUAAGAUCCUUAAAAUAAAAUAAAAUGCAUGGAAAAAACAUAAAGAGAUUAAAUUUUAUCUAAAACAUUAUUACAAGUAUACUAUACUACAUAAGUAGUUUAAGUUAGCAACAAUAAAUAACCAUUUAACUCUAUUGGUGCAACCUAUUUUUGGGAAACAAAUAUUGAUUUUUUGCAAAAUAUCAAUUUGCUUUAUAUUAAAACUUAUGUUGAAGACAAUUAAGGUUUAAUUUUUGAUGAUGUUAAAACCUAAAAUUCUUUACUGUUCAGCAGCGAGCGUAUGAUGAUGUCUAGUAAAAAAGAUUUCUCAAUUUAUCAAAUAAGUCUUUACUUAGAGAAAAAUAAAGAAUAAAAAUAUCUUAGAAAAUAUUUAAAAAUAUCAGAAGCUUUUUCUUAAGUAGGUGGAAUUUUUAAUGUUCUUUUUAUGAUUGGUUGUAUAAUAGCUUAACCGUAUUCGUAAAUGUAGCUAAAUAGAAAACUUUUUAAUUCGACUUUUCAAAUAAGCAAAGAAAUUUUUGGUAGUACAGAAAUUAAUAAUUAAAUUGGUGGAGGUGAUAAUAGUCCUUCAAAUAAAAAGGAAGAGUAAGAUAACAAAAGAAAAUCAUAAGAAUAAUUAAAUUAGAAAAAAUCACUUGUAUCUCAAAUUCUGUGCAAAAAGAAAUCUUAAAGUAUUACAAAUAAAAAAUAAGAACUGUAAACUAAAAAAACUUCAACAAAUGAAAUAAGUAAAUAUAAAGAUCAAAAGCAAGCAUCAAAUAAAGCAAACGAUAGCAGUAUCUUAGACAUGAUUAAAACUUAACUCAGCGAAGUGUAGAUAAGUACUAAAGAAUACUUUCUUUUUUACUUUAAUUGCUUUAAAUCUUACAAAUCAUAAACAUUAGAAAUGAUUGAUUAUGGAUCUUAGUAAGUUUUGAAUUAUAUAGACAUUUGUUUUAUUAUUAAUAAGAUCAUAGAAUUAGAAAAGCUUAAAACUGUCCUCCUGAGCGAUCAAUAAAUUAAAUUGUUUGAUUUUAUUCCUAAACCAAGUAUUGACUAUUAGCUUGUAAAACAAAUGAAAUAAGGAGAUUAAUAAGCUGAUUUACUUAGAAAAAGUUAAUAUUAAUUAAAUUAGAAAAAUAAAUUAAACAGCUUAGAAGAUUAGUUUUCUAUUUAUAACUUAAACAGCAAAAAUAAAAAUAUAAGGAGGCAAUUUAACAUUCUCUCUGUUUAAAAUAGAUCAUUUAAUGAGAAAGCAAAAGAAGCAUAAGUAGCUUUUAAUAACAUUAAUAAAAAUAAAGAUAAGUAAUCGAAAAUUGAUUUGAAAUUAAUUUAGAUGCUAGACGAUAAGCUGGUCCAACUUUUGGAUAUUAAUUUAUUUGAUGAAAGCACAGUUGGAGCUGGAACAAAGCUACAAUUUAAUAAUCUAUAUAAUAAAUCUACAAUGAGAAAUUUUCGCUCAUUUUCAAAUAACAUCAAAAUAGAUAUAUAAUCAGAUUAGAGCAUACCCUCAAGUAAAAAAUAAGUAUAUAUUAAAGAUAAAUUUUUGAGUGAAGAGAAAAAUGAAACUUCAUAAGAUAAAUAGAUAGAUAUUGUUUCAGAAAAUAUGGAAGCUUUUUCGUUCAAUCACUAAGCUAUCUUUAGCAAAAAUGAAAUAUCUGAAGUAAACGAACAAGGAAUUCAAAAUAUUUAAAAAGAGUAAGAAAGAUAUUUAGUUUCUUAUUAACCGUCUGCUAGAUGUGAUCUUAGAAGAUCUACUAUUCUAUGA